Brassica oleracea var. oleracea is the source of this 570-nucleotide messenger RNA. RefSeq lists its product as uncharacterized. Lineage: Eukaryota; Viridiplantae; Streptophyta; Magnoliopsida; Brassicales; Brassicaceae. The coding region runs from base 1 to 570 and encodes 189 amino acids. The transcript has a single exon. The record is from RefSeq and is a predicted model, not a curated record.
AUGACGCAAUGCUCUACGAUACUUGCCGAAGAACGGCGGCCAUUAGAGGGCGGUGAACCCACGCAUUCGCAUAGACGGCGCUGGAGCACUCCGGCUGAUCCCGGCGGCGAAUCUCUACAAGAAUGCUUCACCACGGAUGACGAGUACAAAGAACAGCCAAGUCAUGUGUCUGAAGUGAGUUUUGACGAUUUUGUCUCGUGCUCGUCGUCGUCGGGAAAUGGUUACAGUUUCUAUCUCGGGGGAGAGAUGUCUCCGUGGGGAUCUCCGCUACUGACCGAGUCGAGACCGAUCGCGCCGACGCGUAUGGUGAUGGAGACGCGUGGAGAAGGGAGGAGAGGAAGAAGCGUGAGGAGGAAGAAAGAUCUCCCGCCGUUUCUGACGACGCUGGAUUGUAACGGACGGCCGAGAUUCUAUCACAGGAGGGUGAGAAGCGAAGGCCGGCUAGAGAUUUCCAGAGUGGCAGUGAAUCUACCGGAGAUAGUGAGUGUUCGUGGAAUAGAAGGACUCAGAAUCGGAACAGUCAGAGUCAGUCGAGAACACGGCGAAGGAGAAGGAAAUGACGUUCAAUAG